GAUAUCCUGGUUUUCGGGGAUGGGAUGUUUCCUGUGGCUCCACUUAACCUCCUUCUGGUCGUUCUUUAGUAUGGAAGUCGAAAUGUUAAUGUGCCCUGCCCCCCGCUAGCAGCCCCCCGCCUGGGCAUGUUGGGGAGGUUAUUUCCCCUCUUUCAUUUGUGCUUUUCUUCCCUGCUCUUUCUGGUGGACUUAGGGCGGGAGGUUGCAUGCAGAUGUGUCUGUCCUGCCUGAAAGCAGGCUGGACUUCGCUGGCAGAGGUGUUCCACAUUCUGACCACUCUAACCCCAGAGCACUGCUACAAGUGAGAAGCUGGCACUUGGAGACGGAUGGGGAUAACCCCUGACUUGACAAUCUGCUUCAUCUUGAUUCUGCAGCAUUCCAAACUGUGGUAUCCUUGGGGUUCUCUUAACAUUGCUAUGGUGCAGAAGAUUUAAAAUCAGCUGAUGUUCACAAGGAAUAGAGUCACGUGAUGUAUGAAGGGAAACAUAUACACUUCUCUGAGGUUGACAAUAAGCCCUUGUGCUCAUAUAGCCCCAAACUGUGCAAGCAGCGGCGACUCAACGGCUACGCUUUCUGUAUCAGACACGUUCUGGAGGACAAGACUGCCCCCUUCAAGCAAUGUGAAUAUGUGGCCAAGUAUAACAGCCAGCGCUGCACCAACCCCAUCCCCAAAUCCGAGGACCGCAGGUACUGCAACAGCCACUUGCAGGUACUUGGCUUUAUCCCGAAAAAAGAGAGGAAGAAAAAGAAUGAUCCUAUAGAUGAGGUGAAGGUCAGGCACCAGAUGGAUACCAUGGCCUUUAGCCUGACGGUGCCCACGCUGGCCUUGAAGAUGCCCAAUGGACUGGAUGGAAUGUCCCUCUCUCCACCGGGGGCAAGGGUCCCUCUCCACUACCUGGAAACCGAGUUGGAAGACCCCUUUGCUUUCAACGAGGAAGACGAUGACCUAAAGAAAGGGGCAACUGUGAGAAAGAAGUUGCAGAGCAAGUUGGCCCAGAAUCGGCAGUGCCAGAGAGAGACAGAGAUUUUAAAAGUUCGACAAGAGCACUUUAGUCCCCCUCCUGCACCUUCUCAGCAGCAGCCUCCGCAGCCGCACUCCCGCCUGUCACCUUUGUCCACUUCUUUAAAACCUCCACCGCCACCGCAGGGUUUAGUCUGCAAGUCACCUCAACCUCAGAACACCAGCCUACCAAUGCAGGGAGUGGCCCCCACCACGCACACUAUAGCACAAGCGAGGCAGUUGUCCCACAAGAGGCCUCUGCCCCUCCUGCCAUCCAGUAGGGCUCCCAUCGUGGACCCCCCCAGGACUGACCGGGUCCUUAUGAAAGCCACCGCCUUCUCUCCACACUUCUCCUGUAUAAGUCGACUGCAGAGACUGAUGAAACUGUGUACCCAGAAACAUCAGUUGGACACUGAUCUGUUUCCCCAUCUAGGUUUAGACUGGUCUGAAGAGAGUGGAGAAGAGCUGGAGGACUCAGAGCAGGCCUCACCCUACCAGGUUGCCUGGUCCAUCCGAGAGACCCUCAGAUACGGAAGACACACGUCGGAUGAUGAUGACACGGAGAGUAGGAGCUCCAGGGUGACCCAACUUUGCACUUACUUUCAGCAGAAAUAUAAGCACCUCUGCCGCCUGGAGCGGGCAGAAUCUCGGCAAAAGAAAUGCCGGCACACGUUUAGGAAGGCCUUGCUGCAGGCGGCCAGUAGAGAGCCAGAAGGUACUGGCCAGUUGAUCCAAGAACUGCAGAGAGCUGCAUGCAGUCGAACCAGCAUAAGCCGGACCAAGUUGAAGGAGGCAGAGCCGGCAUCAUGCAGUGGGACCGUGAAGGGUGAACAGUGCCCCAACAGGGCCCUUCCAUUCACCAGACACUGUUUCCAACAUAUCCUCUUGAACCGCUCCCAGCAACUAUUCUCAAGUUGCACGGCCAAGUUUGCAGAUGGACAGCAGUGCUCUGUGCCCGUUUUUGACAUUACACACCAGACGCCUCUGUGUGAAGAACAUGCCAAAAAAAUGGAUAAUUUCUUAAGAGGAGAUAGCUCCCGUAAAGUUCAGCACCAGCAGCAGAGGAAACCCAGGAAAAAAACCAAGCCUCCUGCGCUUACCAAAAAACACAAGAAGAAGAGAAGGCGUGGACCUCGUCGACCCCAGAAACCCAUCCCCCCUGCAGUCCCCCAGGGGAACCUCAGCAUGCCCACCAGCGUCUCACUGCCAGUGGAGGCCUCUCAGAUCCGGAGCCCAUCCACGCCAGAGCUGAGUGCUGAUGAGUUGCCAGAUGACAUUGCCAAUGAGAUCACCGACAUUCCACAUGACUUGGAAUUGAACCAGGAGGACUUUUCAGACGUCCUGCCACGGCUACCUGAUGACUUACAAGAUUUUGAUUUUUUUGAAGGAAAGAACGGAGACCUCCUCCCCACCACCGAAGAGGCUGAGGAACUUGAACGGGCCUUGCAGGCCGUGACUUCUCUCGAGUGCCUGAGUACCAUUGGGGUGCUCACCCAGUCAGAUGGUGUGCCCGUCCAGGAGUUGUCAGAUAGAGGAAUAGGGGUUUUCUCCACAGGGACUGGAGCGUCAGGAAUUCAGUCCUUGAGCCGAGAGGUAAAUGCAGACCUGGGGGAGCUGUUGAAUGGGCGGAUCGUACACGACAAUUUUUCUAGUCUAGAGCUGGACGAGAACCUGCUCCGUUCUGCUACCUUGUCUAACCCACCUACACCCCUGGCAGGGCAGAUCCAGGGGCAGUUCUCUGCCCCAGCCAACGUUGGCCUUACUUCUGCCACUCUGAUCAGCCAGAGUGCACUUGGGGAGAGAGCCUUCCCAGGACAGUUUCAUGGACUUCAUGAUGGCAGCCAUGCCUCCCAGAGGCCACAUCCUGCCCAGCUGCUGAGCAAGGCAGAUGACCUAAUCACCUCACGACAGCAAUACAGCAGUGAUCAUUCACACUCCUCACCCCAUGGAAGCCAUUAUGAUAGCGAGCAUGUGCCGUCUCCCUACAGUGACCAUAUCACCUCUCCCCACACAACAUCUUACUCGGGUGAUAAUAUGGCAGCUACCUUUUCAGCAGAGAUGCCCAUCAUGGCGCAGCACUUGCUCCCAACCCAACUUGAGGUGCCACUUGGAGGAGUCGUGAACCCCAGAACUCACUGGGGCAAUCUCCCUGUCAACCUUGGAGAUCCCUCUCCAUUUAGCAACCUUCUCGGCGCAGAUGGACAUCUUCUUUCCACUUCCCUAUCCACGCCACCCACCACUUCGAACUCAGAGACCACACAGCCUGCCUUCGCCACCGUGACCCCCAGCAGCUCCAGCGUGCUUCCGGGGUUACCGCAGACCAGCUUCAGUGGCAUGGGGCCUUCUGCUGAACUCAUGGCCUCCACCUCUCCCAAGCAGCAACUCCCUCAGUUCAGCGCAGCCUUCGGCCACCAGCUGAGUUCUCACAGUGGCAUUCCUAAGGACCUGCAGCCCAGCCACAGCUCUAUAGCCCCUCCUACAGGCUUCACAGUAACAGGUGCCACAGCUACAAGUACCAAUAAUGCGUCUUCUCCCUUUACCUCCCCUAACUGAGCGUGUCUGUGUGUUUGCAGGCAGGUGGGGAACCUGGUGUUUUCUAUCUUUUUUUUCCUCUUUAUCACCCCUCCCCCCUUUUCCUAAAGAAGAUUUUAAACAUAACAGGCGGGGACUAGAGGAGAACUCCCUUUUCCAGUUGAACAAGUCGCCCUGCAGCGGACCUCGCCUCAGUGUUCACAUGUGCUCCUGCGCACUGGUGCUCAUUCCCUCCUGGCAGGUCCGCUCUCCCGCCGUGGUUUCCUUAGUGGCUCAGCACAGUGACUGGAUAGAAUCGAUUUUUAGCAGCAAGUCCUAGAAGUGGAAGAUACCUCAGAUUACCAGUGCCCUUUACUAUUUCCUAGUAUUCAGAUCAGUGCUUUCCAUUCUAUUAACAGGUCUUUACAUGGGUGGUUCUAGGGAGAAUGGUCCUGUUCAUCGAGUUCCUGUGUAAGAGAGAGCAAAUGGCUGUGGAGGCAGAUCGGGGCCCUGGUUGGGCGCCAACUGCCGAACACCACAUGAGGCCAGGAUUCCAUUCCUAAUUGUGAUCACGUUUAAUUAAAAAGAAAAAAAUUAGUCUUUUGACUGCCUGUGUGUAUGUGUGCGCCCACGCGUGUGUCUUUGUGCAGGGCAGGAAGCAGCUGUCCCAUUGUUAUUUUGUUUUCCUAAUGAGUAGAAGGCUCUUCUCCUUUCCCACAUCUCACAACCCUAACAAGGUCGGUCAUUCUUUCCCACUGAGUUAACUGAGUUUCCUGAAGGGAGAGGGUGGUGGUCUGGUGGCAUGAAUAGCACAACCCUUUUCUGCUGAGUUAGCCCAGAACACAAAAAGCUGAAUUCACGUCAGUGCCCUGCGGAUGUCGUGAAAAGCUUGCCUGGAGUGACUGCGGGGUUGCUGCAAUUCUGAGGUCUGGUGGUUGGUAAUACUGCCUUUCUAGACAUGCAUUUGUUUCUAAAUCCCUCUCCCAUGGAGUACAUUUGCAAGAUGUAAUUAAAGAAAAUAUUUUGAUGUGAAAACCAGGAUAGGUCAGAUAGAUUUGGAAAGAUGAGAUCUGUAAACUCCUUGAUCCAUCUUUUGCUUUUGAAUUUUUCAUGUUUACAGUAGUGACUCUUUGGUAAGAUUUGUAAAAUGUUGAAGACACUUGUAGAAUCAAUGUACCAGUUGUGAAGUGAUGUGUAAUACCUGAAGGAUACACAUUUUAAAGUUUCUUUCAAGGCAGAAUAUGGAAAUUAGACAUAAAUUUUACCUACCCUUUGGUACUUUUAAAAUAAUUUUAAGUACUUAGGUUUAAGUUUUGGGAAAAGUUUUUCAAAGUACCAGAAUUUUAGGGUUAAAAAUCAUACUGGGUAGUUUAGUAAGUUGGUGACUAUGGAAUGAAUAUGUGAGGUUUCUUUGUACCUGCCUUCUCCCCACUGCUUUCCCCCAGGGCGGAACUAGAUUUUCAAAGCAUCUGUACUCUGCUUUUGCUGAGAAGUUUCACUGUCCCCUGAGAUACCAUUGGCUAUUUAUACCUGAGUCUAGUCUAAUUUACAUAUAUAUAUUUUAAAAGAUGAGUAGAGAGAACAUAUCUAUUGAUGAUGUGAUAUAAUAAUUCAUUUGUCAGGGAAUAUUUGAUCUUAAUUCCUUUUCAAUAGGUAAAGAUUUGGAUGUAUUUUCCUAUUUCCUGUACGUAGUCUCUUUAUGUCAUGCUAAUUCUAACCAGUCCCUUCUUUUGAAAGCUUUUCUUUCUCUGCUUUUUAAAGGAAUGAUGGUAAUCAGCAGGCAUUAUGCAGAUACCACGUGCCUGAGAUUAUGGAGGGGAAAUGUCACAUGACUGUAUGAAAUCAUUAUAUGCCCUAUUUUGUAUUUAUUGAAGUUUCUUUUUGUGGGCCAAAAAUAUGUAAUAUAUUUAGUUUUUUUUUAAUCAUGAUAAUUGAUUGGAAGAUUUAUUUUUUAAUAGCUUUGCCUUUUUUGCAGAUUGAGAAAUUUCUAAAUUAUAAAUUAUGUCACAAAGCAAAAUUAUAUUUGGUAGCACCAUAAAUCUAUUCCGAAUGGUGAGAACAGAUAAUUUGAAUAUUUCUCACCUGUGAACCUAUGUUGGUAAGCUUUUUUAUUUUAAUGUACUGUAAUGAAAUGAUUAUGAGUAGUUACCUCUGCUCAGAAGUGUCAUUUGGUUUGCUGAACUCUUUCACAUCCCACUAGAAUCAUCACGUGAUAACUGUCCAUUCCCAGUGAUUGGAUUUCGUCUCCAUUGAGUACUAAUUAAAGGUCGUAGCAGAGCAGCCCAUUGACUUUCUUUUUUAUUGAGGUAAAAUUGGUGUAUGCACAUCGACUUUCUUUGACAACGAAGGGAAAGUCAUGGGAUGUCGAUUUGAACCUUUCUGGCUAUUUGUCCCUCAUGGUAGCUGCUUAAAAUUCUUCAGUUAUCAAAACUGAGUUUGCAGUAAGUUGCACAUUUUAUCGUUUGCAAUUUUCUGUUUUCUGUGCAUUUUUAAGCCCUUUUCUGCUUUCUAGUAAGGAGGCAUGAAAUGAUCAGGAAUGUUGCCAGUUACAGCUUCACACCAAAAACUUUGAGUAAAUUCAUUUUUGUUUAGAUGCCCACAGUGAUAGCUGAAGACAGGGCACCUGUAGAAAGUACCAGUGUAGGUUUGAGGAACUAGCAAAAAACAAAUUUUUCCUCUCAUUUCAUCUACUUCAAAACAAACAUCCGAGCUUGCGAUUUGCGUUGCUCUUGCUGUUUCUUGUGAGUCCCUUUUGGGAAGACAGAGGGACAUCUGAGAACUCGGAGGUACCCGUUACGUUUUCCUUUGGCUAACGGGGCAGUCCUAGUCUAGUAGUAGUAGACUGGCCGUUAUUUUGUAAGGAAAGGAAUGAAGUGUCUUUUACUCCAGAAAUAUGAAAAUUACUGUCUUUUAAAAUAGCACUUAUGCUAUAAUAAGGCAAUACUGGAAUCAAAAAGAAAUUUUAUAUAAGGUUCUAAUUAGGUGGAAACUAGCUUUCAUUCUAGUGUUAAACUCCUGGGAAAUAGUGGCAAAGAAGGUUCACUCUGUUUCUGCAGUUCUUUGGGACCAUUUAUAAAGGCCAGUUAGGUUGUGUUAAUGUGAUUUAAUUUACAGAGUUGCUGCAGUUAAUGGAUACAUUCUGUGCUCUGAGAAUCUGAAUUCCAUUCUAAUGUGUAAUACCCACUGGCUGUGAUCUAUAGCAUCCGAAGGAAAGAUGUGUUUUUCUCCUCCACACUCUACAUAAUUGUUAAUAUUAUUUUAAUUAAAGUACUUAAGACAUUGUUUUUCCUCUGUACAAAUGGCUUAGCAAUUUGCACAUCUGGGUAGGUUAUGUAGCUAGUAAACAGUUCACGAUAGUAAAUAGCAAUUAAACUCAACCCACCAAGUGACAGACUAUGCAAUGGAAAAAUGUUCCAAUUAUCGUCGCAUAGCUUAUAUGGCAAAGGAUGAUUUUCUCCAGUAACCUGCCCUGUGAGAUAGGACUGCUUCACGAAUGCUUUCCUGAGCAAUUUUGCAUUGGCAGGCAGUGUGGUGUGUCUAGUGCCCCUCCAUGAAAAGAGGAUAAUUUAAUGAGAAGCAAAUAGUAGGCAUGGAGAUACUGUUAGGAAAUUGUUUUUUUCUUUUUCUUAAAGUUGUAGUUGCUCUCUUGAGCGGUUUAAGGCUAAUGAAAGCUAGUACUUUAUCUUUGCCAAAUAAUUAUUUAUAAGAUUUAUUUUUAAAAUAAGCCCAACCUCUCAACUGCAAGUUAAGAGUCAUCAUUUUCUGUGACUAACACUAAAGCUUUUCCUUACCAGAGCGCGUUCGCAGUCCAUGAUCACGAUCCAGAGAGACAAAGACAGUUCUUUGAUUCGGAAGGAGAUGAUGUCCAUGAUACACACAGCUGCCCUAGCAGCUUCUUACGUGAAACAAUUUUAUUCUUGUGUGAAAAAUGUAUUUCUAUUGACCUGCACCGUUGGGCGUUUGUCAUUUGGGAAUUUGAGCCUGUGUAGGUCGCGCCCACCUGUGAGUUCGCUGAGUCUUGCCUGCAGUCCUUUCUGUGCGCCUGCGACGCAGGGGUGCUGAUGUGGCUGACAGACCUCACCAGCAAUGUUUGUGGGAGGCAGUCACCUUUUCUCCAAGUUAGUUCAAGAGGUGGCUGUGGAUUGGCAUUGCAAAAGGAUGAGGAUGUGAAUAACACUAAACGAAUUACUGCAAGCUAAUAGGUUUGAAAUUCAUUUAAAAUUUGUUUAGGUGUCUAGUUUCCGGUUUCUUCAUCCUGUUUCUUUUUAGCCUUUUAACAUUCUAUUCAAUUCUAUUUUUAAUCUAGUUAUAUAUAGACUAAUAUAAUGGUCUUCUAAAUGGUCAACAGAACUCUGCAGUUUAAUGAGGCAAUUUAAAGGAUUCCUUGAAAGAAAAUGGAGUCAUACUGAAUCUUUCAUCACAAAUAUCUAUACCUACAUCGCUCCAAGGACUUUUUUUUUUCCUGACAAGAAACACAUUUCUUCAGAAUGGGGUGGGGAGGGAAUAUGUAUAUGAUAGAACAGAGGUUUUUUUUUCCUCUCAAUACAUUGAAAACAAUUGAAUUUUUGGAGGCAUUCUAUGGAAAGGUAAACAAUGUAACGACUUCUUUAUAUCUUGAACUUGAUAAACUUCCCAGUAUCAUAUUCUGGAGGGACCCAAAAAUCCAUGUUUAGUAAAUUGAAGUAACAUUUUUAAAAUACUGUCUUUCAAAAGAUGUGUAAUAAGAUAUCAGGGAAGAACAUGUUUGGAUAUCUGUUAAGCAUCUUCUUCUGAGCAGUGAGUUAGGAAAGAAAACAUAAAACGUAAAUGAAUAACUGUAUCUCUCCUAAUAAUCAAUGUCCUUAGUGCAAAAAUUGUGGGUCAAACUUAGCCUUAUUUCUAAACAGCAAAAAUUCUCUUUUCACUCCAGCUCUUACUUUUUGUUAGCUGUCUUCUCUCUGCACUGUAAUACAGAGCCAAUAAAAGAAACGUGGCAUUUCAGAGAGAGAGAGCAAAUUCGGUGUGACUUUCUGUCCCCCAGGUUCCCAGAUCUUGGCAAUGUUUGGCUACUUUGAAUGGCAGGGUUUUGGUGAUCUAAAGUUUAGUCUGAAAAACAGGCUUAUGAGAGAAAACCUGUCUUACUCUUAGCAGCCGUGGAGGGCCCCACAGCUCUCCUUCCAUUUUUCCCUUCUGCCUGCUUGCCCGGCCCACCCCCAGCCCUGCAGUAUGCACGCGUACACCUGUGAUCUGUACUGCUCCUGGCCCAAGAGUAGUAGAAUCCUUUUCUUUCACUUGUUUUUUGUUUUUGUUUGUUCUUUAAGCUGGGGACCACUGAAGUAAGCUCUAUAUGCACCCAAAAUUCCCCUUGGAAAAAUUUUCAACAUGCAGUGCAGAAGGCUCCAGUGCAGCUAAGUGCCACCCUUGCUUUUACUGGGGGAAUAGGCUGAUUUGCCCUGAAAUGACUCCACCCUGCAUCGUUAAAGUACAGUUGGCUCCAGCUGAUGAGUGUGGAAGGGCUGGGAAGUUUGGUACUUGUGAUGUUGUCUUCAUCUGCUUGGAAGGGUUGAAUCAGUUCCUCUCAACAGUGAUAGUUCUUUUCACUGUAUAGUGUUGAGUAUGUCUCAGGGAUUCCUUGUGGAAAUUAGGGCAGUUUUUGAAAUAAGAAAAUAGUUUUAAAAGAAACUAAAGGUGACUCAUCAUUGACGAGAGCGCAAGAGAGAGAGAACAUUUGGUUUCGUAGCCCACGGGGUCUUGCAUGGGACUCUUCCUUCUCCUUCAUGCUCUCAUCUCAGCCUCAGCAUACAGAAUCCUUUCCCACCACGCACAGCUUUAAAACUUUUAUUUAAAAAUUUCCUUCCCCAAUGAGCUUUCAGAAUACUUAUUGUAGAUUUUAAGAGAAAAGGUAUAUUAAUUUAUGCUAUUAACAUCACCUCAUAAAUUAUAAGUUUUAUACUAAAGCUGUAUUGAGUGUAAUGAAUUAUGUUGCCUAUGUGUUUAAUAGCUAAAAAAAUUAUAUAUGAGCUUUUUUUUUUUUUUUUUGACAAAACAAACUAGUGAAGCACCUUUUUACACUGGAUCUCUGCCGUGUCAAGGUGUAUAGCUAUCCUUUGCUACCUUGCAGAUAUAUGAAAUAAAAGGAUAUCCUGGGGCCUCAAAAUGUAGGACACCUUUAGACCAUUUAUUAUUGCUCAUAGAACUGUCGAGAAUCAUGUUUCUUUAGUAAAUGAUCUGUGGUUUACACUUAAGAUGGCUAGAAGCUUAGUCACAGGGUAAAUAGAAAUACAUAGAUCAAGUAAACUCCCAACUACUGUAGCUGGAAUUUGUAAACUAAGUUUUUAAGACCUCUUCUGUUUCCUAUGGAUUUAUUCUUUAAUUUGCAGUUUAUUCUGUAAGUUGGGAAGUAAAAUAGAGAAAAUAAUAAAUCUAGAUAUUCUCAGUGUCUUAUUCAGGAACUUUUUAUCCCUCCUCACUAAGGAAUUCCCACUGUGACUUAAAAAUAGAAUUAAAUUCCUUGUGUGCAUGUAUAUGUCUGUGUUUUUACACACAUGCAAAAAUAUACAUUGGGGGAAUGUGUGUGAGAGAGAUGAAUGUGUGCUUAGGCAAAAAUAGAAGGGUAACGGGAUGUAUUGUAGAACUAUGGUUUAUUUAGUUGAGGGUAUUGGAGUUCCUCUCUCAUCGUCUCUGUUGUAUAAAUACACCAAAUUCUUCAUUAUGUUAUCUUAUGUUAAAAGGCUAGCUCUGAUAUCAUGUGCAUUUUAUUUUAACCUUUUGAUUUCCUUAUAUUAUGCUAUGUUUUUAAAGUGACAUGAGAAACAGCAGGUUGUAAGACCAGCCUCUUGCUUUUGAGCAUAAAAAUAAGAGCAAAAGAGAGAAACAGACCUGGACAUAAGCUGUGUUUUUCUGUUGGGGUGGUGGGACCAGAGAUCAGCUGAACCCUUUUUUUUUUUUAUGUUAAUAAUAGAUUUCUUCAUAUCCUGACUUAUAAAACAUUAUUGCUCACCUCUUCUUAGUGAAGUUAAGACAAGUAUAGGCCUUUUAUAAAGAGUACCAUUUUUCCAAGGGGCUGCUUUGUUUAAAGAGUUGUGGGAUCAUUUCACCAUGCACAUUUCAAAGCUGGGAUGAUUUCAUUUGUUCCCCAAAAUUUAAAAAAAAAGUUGCUCAGUUAUGUUGCUAUUUAUGAAGUCAGUGUGCCCCCUCCAAGCCCAUAUUUUGGUUAUAGGGAAAUUAUGCUACCCUUGACUUUCACCUGAUUCAUACAGAAUUAAAAAAAAAUACAUUCCUGUAUUUUGAGUUUUGUCAUUUUACUAAACAUUCAUUACUGAAGUAUCUGGUGGUCUAAAGUAGUCAAAACUAGAGUUGUUAUUAAAUGCUCCAAUCAUAUUUAUUUUUAAUAUUAAAAAAUCAUGUAGUUGGAAAUAUGUCACAACAACUUCUGAUAAUACAUCUGAAUUUAUAGUUGUCUUUGAAGCCUCAUUCAUCUUAGAAAUACUCAAGACCUGGAAAAGCUUUGUAUGUUGUUCUUUUUACAGUUGUAUUUUUGCAGCCUCUCCCAGUUUCAUUCACUCUUGCUUUAUGGAUUUUUAAAAAUCUGCAUAUUUCUUGUACAUAUGCAUGCAAAUGAAAGAAGGGAGGUUGUACUGGUGCCAUUUCUCCCUUCAGUUACUGGUUAAUGGGAUUUGCUAGAAUAAAUUCCCCCUGAUUGAAGGGUGAAAACAGACCCUUUUGUGUAUAUCUGUACAGAGAUGUGUAUAUGGGAUGUGGUGGCACUUUGCUGAAUGUGAACUUGCCUUGUCAAUGGAAAGAUUGAGAAGUAUUACGUUUAUUUAUACAUUUGUAUAAAUCUAUAUAUACACGUAUGUAUAUGUGUGUGUAUAGAUAAAGCUAUAUACAUAUAUUUCCCUAAAAAAUGUGUGUGUAUAAUAGAUAAACAGCCUUUGUUAAGCAAGAUUAUACAUGUCUAUGGAAAAUUCUGGAUUAUUCUAUACGCAAGAGGAGGUGACAGAGUAAUCGUAGGAGCAUACAGAGAUGGAAGUCCUUUGGAUGACAGUCUUGUUUAUGAAUUCCUGUUAGAACUGUUCUUACUUGCCAGUUCCAUACUCUUUGUCUUCAUGACUUUCUAAGUCAAUCAUUUAAAAAUCACGCUUCAUUGUGUUUAUUCCCUUUUAUUAUGUCCUUUCUAGCCAGAAUAAUUUGGCUUAACCAUAUUUCAUUAACUUUUCAGUUUGUUUUUUUUUAAGAUCCUUAACUCUGAAAUUUCUCAGAAGUUACAAGUUUUGGUAAUAUUUUCUAUAGUAAUUUUGAGAACUGGGCAUCCUCUUUGUCUCAGAAACAACCAACCAACAAACAAAAAAACCAACAUUCUAACAGAACUAAUUUGAAAGUUUUACCUAGGUAAUUUGGGGAUGUUUUACUUAAACUGAAAAAAAAAACCCUUAAUUAUGAUUUUAUGAUUGACGUUAGCGUUAGGUUUAUUUUGUUGUUUAUUGUCAUUAAUUUGUCAUUUAAAACAUUUGGUCUAUUUUGUGACCUAGUCAUAAAUUUACCAUUUUCAUUUCAACAGAAAGCCUCUUGAAUUCUAUAACUCAUUUUACUCAUGAUGAAACGGCUUUAAUGAAUUCUUGUACAAUGAAUUCUGCUAUAUUUCCUCUUGACUUUUCUGACAUUUGUGACAUUCUGUUUUAACUUUGCUGCAGCUCUCUAGAAAACUUGCAUCCCUAUAUAUUGUGCCUUUAAAGCUUUUAUGCACACACAGGUCAAAGUGUAUAUAUACAUGUUGGAGCAUGUGUACAUAUACUUUCACAUAUACUCGCACAGUAUGUCUCUAGUAUAUAUUGUGGGAGUGGAUAUAUAGAUAUUCAAAGACAACGAAAUGUUGCUCUCUAGAUAUAUAUGUAUAUAAAUAGUGUUGAUAUACUGUAUAUACACAUGUAUAUGUAUGAGUUUUAAAUGGCAAUCUUUUACAUUUAGCAAAAUGCUGCCCCUACUGGAAUAUUGUCACUGCAAUGGCAGUUGUAUGUAAUGAUUUAAAAUACAUUAUCAAAAGUUAUUUAAAGAACAUUUAAAAGUCUCAUCUAAAGACAUCCACACAUUAUUUAUUUAUCUUCCUCUUCCUUUUAUUGUUAUGUUUUUUUUUUUAACUGAAAGGGAGACUGUCAUCUUAAAAAUGCCAUCUGUCCCAUGGGAGAAAGAGAGAGCUGGAGAUUCACUUGAGGAGCCCUGUUUGUUCUCCUCCCUCUGAAGUGGAGAAGUGCCACAAACCAGCCUGUUUAUUUCAGUUGUAAAGCAAUCCUAAUAUCCGCAUCAGUGUAUGUCAUCCACCAUCUCCUAGAUCAACUUAAUUCACCAGUUUGCCUCUUCCUUUCAUUAAUAAAUAAUGGUCAUUGAGAUCAUUCUGCCUGGGGGAAGUUAACUACUCUCUAGCUGCAGGGAAAUAUAUCACCUAAUUGUUAUUCUGCCUUGUUCAAAAUUCAACUUUGAGAGAAGGCAGCUCUCUCAUGAAGCUGUCUUGAGCAUGUUUUGCGUUUAUUUAGUUAAAGGUCUUCCCAGACUUUUUUUUUCUUUUAAGAACUCUAAAUCUGCAGGCACUUGGCAUAAAUUUAAUUCUUACUCCCCACAGCUUCAGGUAUUUUUAUUAGAAUAUCAAUUUGACACACUGAAUGAAAGAAUAUUAAGGAAAAACUUAAAUAUUUUAUUUUGGAGAGUUAGCAGCAGAGUGCAUUUUAAGACUUUACAGAGAGAAAAACAAAGACAGACAAUCCCAAACCAAAAGAUACUAGCAAAAACAACAACAACAAAAACAGGAGGAGUAAGAGUACCCCUGAAGAGUCAAAUAGAGAGGUUGGGGUUUGAGGGAUUUCACACAGUAGCUUAGCUGAAACUUGAUAUCAGAAGCAGCCUUUAACAAAAACAUCUUGGCAGUUGUGUGGUACUAACCGGAGUACUGAAGUAUAGACUGAAACCAAGUUGCAGUGGGAAAUCAAAGGUGAGGUAGUUUAUUGGAAACCAGUAAAGGACAGGUUGCACAGUUCUGAAAUCUCUUCUAACAAAGUAACUGCACGGUAGCAAGGACUAGCCGUUCUCAAAGCCCUUCUGUUUCAGUGUUCUCCUUCACCUUGGCACACAAGUAUGUUUAACAGGCCAUACAUUAAAAAUAUUUACAAAAAAAAAAAAAAAAA
Molecule: messenger RNA, 13665 nt
Organism: Camelus dromedarius (Arabian camel)
Lineage: Eukaryota; Metazoa; Chordata; Mammalia; Artiodactyla; Camelidae
Gene: INO80D
Product: INO80 complex subunit D
Exons: 11
Coding region: 470-3553 (1027 amino acids)
Cellular component (GO): nucleus
Source: RefSeq, a predicted model, not a curated record